Molecule: messenger RNA, 1104 nt
Organism: Nakaseomyces glabratus
Lineage: Eukaryota; Fungi; Ascomycota; Saccharomycetes; Saccharomycetales; Saccharomycetaceae
Gene: CCL1
Product: TFIIH complex kinase subunit CCL1
Biological process (GO): regulation of cyclin-dependent protein serine/threonine kinase activity; DNA-templated transcription; regulation of transcription by RNA polymerase II
Cellular component (GO): transcription factor TFIIK complex; nucleus
Molecular function (GO): cyclin-dependent protein serine/threonine kinase regulator activity
Source: RefSeq, a predicted model, not a curated record
AUGUCAGAGUCUGGUGUGUCUACGCAGAGUCCACAAAAUUCUUCAACGCCUGAUGCGAAGCCAGUUGAGCAUCCACCUAAUUACAAGAGGUUAACUGAUGAUGAUCUAUAUAGACACUCCUCACAAUUCAGGUUAUGGUCGUUUACACCUGACAAGUUGUUACAGAAACGUACAGAGACGAAUGCUAGGGCUGUGGUUGUUAUAGAAGAGAAGCUUAGGGCAUUCAAGGAGAAACACAAGGAUGAGUUAACGCCUGAUGUAGCGAAAGUGAUAGAUAGCAAAGCCACACCGAUUACCACGGAGGAAGAACUCAAACUGGUAAACUUCUAUGCGCAAAAAGUACAAGUCAUUGCUCAGAAGAUGAGCUUACCCACUGAAGUGGUAGCCACCUCAAUUUCAUUUUUUAGGAGAUUCUUUUUGGAAAACUCAGUAUUAGAGGUUGAGCCAAAGGACAUUGUACAUACCACAAUUUUUCUGGCUUGCAAAUCAGAGAACUAUUUCAUAAGUGUGAAUUCAUUUGCGGAGAAGGCAAAGGCAACAAAGGAGACCAUACUGAAAUAUGAAUUCAAACUCUUAGAAACGCUAAAGUUCACGUUAAUGAACCACCACCCAUAUAAACCAUUACAUGGUUUCUUUUUAGAUAUCCAGAAGACGUUACAUGGCAAGAUCGACUUGAAGUACAUGGGUAAGAUUUACGAAAAAUGUAAGAAGAGAAUAACGGAAGCUCUACUGACUGAUGCUGUUUAUUUCUAUACUCCACCACAAAUAACGUUAGCAACUCUAAUGAUAGAAGAUGAGGCUUUAACAACAAGAUACUUAGAACUGAAAUUCCAUGGACAGGACGCUCAAACGACUGAUAAUACUACUGACAAGUCUCACAGCAUUCAUCACAUUAAUUUUGAGAGGCUCUUAAGUGUAGUUCAAUCAUGUAAGGAAAUCCUGGAGAAACCAAUUACUAUUAGCGUGCAGGAGGCAAAGGGAAUUAUGGCAAAGAUAUACUACUGUGAAAACCCAGAAGGGCUACUAAACAGGUUGAAACGAGAACCACCCAAGGAUUCGGAAGAUUCACCAGCAAAAAAGCAAAAGGUGUUGCCGCCCCAGUGA